CUACAUUCCAACCCUGUUUUACCCUUUGGGUACGGAACCCUAAAAAGUCGUGGUGGUGGCCUAGUGGGUAAAGAACCAGUCUCUCAAGUAUGAGGGCGUGGGUUCGGGGCGCACUAUUCCUUUACAAAUACGUUCGUUUGGAGCCUCCACAUUAUAAAGAAACUACUAAGAACUGUAUUCCUCUUACUCCGUAUUUACAUGUGUUAAUAUAAUAUGUUGGUAGGUGCAGCCAGUAUCACACAGUAUCAGUAAUUGUACUAUACUUCUCGGUGCUAUGAAAUCUGAUUCUCGUAUCAUAGUAACAACGUUGGCACGGUAACUAUGAGGGGUAAACAUUGGAUCCUGGGUAAAUCAUAAACAUCGGUGAUAAUAUGACAUUAAAGUAUUUAAUAGCUCAUAAAACAAAACUGCAUAAAAUCAAACACUGAGGGAGACACCUUUAUAGAGUAAAUAAUUUUGUUGAAACCUUAUUGGUACAUUUGCUUAAUUCAGGCCAUAAAAUUUGAUGAACCAUUCUAAAUUCAAAUUGCUGCAUUGACAACGUCAAUAUUGUCACGGAAAAUUGGGACGCGACGGUGUUUCAAUUUUAUUAUUCCCAGGCAUUUAUUGUGUCAAUUAAAACAUUUUUUUACUAAAUAAUGGCAAACGAAGCUGAGGAGACAGUUCGGAAGCUAUCUAUGCACAAAGGUGUGGCAGGAGUCAUAGUUGUCAACGGUGAAGGUAUACCGAUCAAGACGACUUUAGAGAAUCACGUUUCUGUGCAAUACGCGGGACUUAUGAGCUCCUUAGUGGAUAAAGCGAAGGCGGUAGUGAGAGAUCUCGACCCUACCAAUGAUCUGACGUUCCUGAGGAUACGCAGCAAGAAAAGCGAGGUGAUGGUGGCUCCAGAUAAAGACUUUAUACUGAUAGUCGUGCAAAACCCGGUUGAAUGACGAAGGUUUUGGCUCGUGAGCCAAUGUUUUUUAUCUUCUCUUGGUCUAUUUUUCUUAAAGUACGCCAAUUACCUUUAAUGUUUGUAUUUUUCUAUCUAGUCAUAGUUCUGCUUUAUUUUACUUCUUGUCAUCAUUUUCUACUGCGUUAGUUGCUCAGUAUAUUGUAAUGAA
Molecule: messenger RNA, 1103 nt
Organism: Helicoverpa armigera (cotton bollworm)
Lineage: Eukaryota; Metazoa; Arthropoda; Insecta; Lepidoptera; Noctuidae
Gene: robl
Product: dynein light chain roadblock-type 2
Exons: 1
Coding region: 639-932 (97 amino acids)
Biological process (GO): microtubule-based movement
Cellular component (GO): cytoplasm; centrosome; cytoplasmic dynein complex
Molecular function (GO): dynein intermediate chain binding
Source: RefSeq, a predicted model, not a curated record